Messenger RNA from Rotaria socialis, 1065 nucleotides. NCBI's taxonomy places the organism in Eukaryota, Metazoa, Rotifera, Eurotatoria, Philodinida, Philodinidae. The record is from the annotation of a GenBank genome assembly.
AUGCCUCGUCGAACUUCAAAACAAAAUCGUAGUGGUACUAAUAAAAAUAGUACAGGCACAGAAUCCCUUCGUCUUGCUAUCAAAGAUUUUAGUGUUUAUGAUUAUUCACGUUCAUCGAAAGAUUCACCUCGAAAUAGUUUACGUACGGCAACUAAAUUAACUCGUGAAUGUCGAACUUUAAUGGAUGAACAAGAUUGGUAUGAAAAAGAUUUAAGUGAUUUUUAUGAUCCACAAUUAUCUGAUGAAGAAAAUGAAGUUCAACAGGAAAAUAUUCGAUCAAAACAAAAGCAAAGUACAAAAAAAGAACGAUCGGCAAUGGAAAAUACUCAUAAUAGAAAAGAAUAUCCUCUUGAUCUAUGGUUUAUCAUUGCGAUGUAUAUUGCACCGGAAGAUAUUGGUAAAUUUUCGCUUAUUUGUCGAGCAUCCAACCAUGUUGUUAAUACUGUUUAUUUUUGGAUGCGUUUAUUUCGAAAGCAUAAUAAAACAGAAGCAAAUAAAAUCGGUCGAAUACUUGUACAUGAACAUCUAUCAAUAAUUCGUACAUAUGUUAUUAAAUCAUUAUAUCAAGUCUAUCCAUUAUUUCAAAAUCGUUUAGAUAAAACUGAUGUUAUACAAAAAGAUCCACAUUUUCUUCGUCUAUCACGCUGUGUACGUAUAUGGUAUUCAAAAGGAUCACAAGCAACAUCACAACGUGAUGCAUAUAACUAUUACUUUGAAUUUCGUUUCGAUAAUAAAAAAUCUACAAAACAACAAGAAAUUCACAUUGAAACUUUGUCACCAUUUAUAAAAACCAAUAAUCAAUAUAUUAUUGAUAAAAAUUCAUGUAUUUUACAUCUGAUUUGCUCAAAUUUUGUUCCCAUUGGGCCAUAUAUGGGAAUGAUACUAUCACAAAUUACACUUAAUAUUAGUAGUGAUUAUCGAUAUCAUAAAUUGAAAAUGUGGUUUGAUUCAUCCAGACUAUGUUUACAAACAUCAAAAAAAUAUAAUGAUUCAGUGGUUAUUAUUGAUCCAAUUCUAUGUUUACGAGUUUAUAAUUGGUACAAUAGUCCAGCCAGUUUUGAUUAA